Molecule: messenger RNA, 4602 nt
Organism: Scleropages formosus (Asian bonytongue)
Lineage: Eukaryota; Metazoa; Chordata; Actinopteri; Osteoglossiformes; Osteoglossidae
Product: tau-tubulin kinase 2-like
Exons: 16
Coding region: 319-3783 (1154 amino acids)
Biological process (GO): protein phosphorylation
Molecular function (GO): ATP binding; protein kinase activity
Source: RefSeq, a predicted model, not a curated record
CUGGAAACGGCGCUGUGCGUGAGUGAUUGAGCCAGGGUGUAUGUGUGUGUGUGUUUUGCUUUUGUCACACAAACGCUUCGUUGGACCCUGCGAAGGAGCCCGCAGAAGGACGGCGGACGGGAGCGCGGCUGCGCCACGUCGUUCACGGCCAUGGAGCUCUGCGACGUGCCGCCCUCUUCCUCGCGCACAUAAAGGGCUUCCAUUGGCAGCGCGCCUCGCGGUUGGACCUUAAGUGAACGAGGUUACUGCACCUGAUGCCAGCCCCUGCAUUGAGGGGGGUAUCCUAGGAAAGGUCCUGGAGCACGCAGAACAGGCGCGAUGAGUGUGGCAGGGGAGCAGCCUGACAUCCUGAGCACGGCUGCGCUAGUCAAGGAGAGGUGGAAAGUGGUGAAGAAGAUUGGUGGUGGUGGCUUUGGGGAAAUCUACGAAGCCUUAGACUUGCAGACCUGUGCCAGCGUAGCACUGAAGGUGGAGUCAGCCCAGCAGCCCAAGCAGGUCCUCAAGAUGGAGGUGGCUGUGCUGAAGAAGCUGCAGGGCAAGGAGCAUGUGUGCCACUUUCUGGGCUGUGGCCGGAACGAGCGCUUCAACUACGUGGCAAUGGAGCUGCAGGGACGGAAUCUGGCGGACCUGCGGCGCAGCAUGGCACGCGGCACCUUCACAGUCAGCACCACCCUGCGGCUGGGACGACAGAUGCUCAGAGCUAUUGAGAGCAUCCACUCCGUGGGCUUCCUACACCGGGACAUCAAACCGUCCAAUUUUGCGAUGGGCCGGUUCCCCAACACGUGUCGCACCUGCUACAUGCUGGACUUCGGAUUAGCACGCCAGUUCACCAACUCCUACCAGGAAGUCCGACCUCCACGUCCCAUUGCUGGCUUCCGAGGCACCGUCCGCUACGCCUCUGUCAAUGCACACAAGAACAGGGAGAUGGGUCGCCAUGAUGACCUUUGGUCACUCUUCUACAUGCUGGUGGAAUUUCUGGUUGGCCAGCUACCCUGGAGAAAGAUCAAGGACAAAGAACAAGUGGGGAAGCUGAAGGAGACCUACGACCACAAGCUGAUGCUCAAACACCUGCCUCCAGAAUUCAGUGUCUUUUUGGACCACAUCAGUGGCCUGGACUACUACACUAAGCCUGACUACCAGCUGUUGAUGUCCAUCUUUGAGAACAACAUGAAAACUUACAACGUGCUGGAGAACGACCCGUUUGAUUGGGAAAGGAACGGAACAGACGGCACCCUUGCCAUCAGCUCCACAGCAACCAACCCCCAGCAGCACACCCGUCUCACACCAGCACACUUGGGUAUGGCCAAUGCCUCCGUGGUCCCUGGAGACCUCCUACGGGAGAACACAGACGAGGUGCUGCAGGACGAGCAGUUAAGUGACGGUGACAAUAAUGGCCCUCCUGACCGGCUACCCCUGCGCCCCCAAGAAGCUGACGUUUGGGAGGAUUUGGACCGAAACCGCAGCCGUGCCCAACCAGGAGCCCGUAAGGCAGCCACAGAGGAGGAGCACAGCCAGAACCAAGGUCAUCAGAGCCCAUACACAGGGCAUAGCCUGGGUUCCCCAGUGCGGGUGCGAUCCGAGACACUGCCUCCUAAUCGAAAUGCGCCACUGCUGCGGAAGCUGCGCAACAUCCAUAGUUUUGAGUUGGAUAGGAGGCUGAUGCUGGAGCCAAAGCCUAGCACAGAACGCUUCCUGGAGGCCUGCCUAGCAAAGCAUCUGGAAGGCUCCUUGCAAAUUAAAGAGGUUCAGCAAGGGUUUCCUUGUGGAGGACAAGAGGAGCAGAUGUGGCCAUCCAAUGAGGAGGUGGAAGCAGGCUCCUCAAAGCCUCAUUCCCCGGAAUCUCCAGAGCAGGGAGAAGGUGCAGCCAGCAGUGGCUAUGUGGCUGUAAACCUGAGCUCAGGCCGCCAGGAUCUGGAAUCAGCUGAGUGGGUGGUGGUCAACCAUGAGCAGGACCUGGAGGGCUACCAGGGCAGCAGAGAAAGCAAGGCUUCUAGCAGCCCCUUGGAUAAGGAGCCAGAGGUUCUGCAGCAGCAGGGAUCAUCUCCGUGCAAAGAGGAGGGCAUUUCCUGUCCCUCUAUUGCACCUGCCUCUGUGUCCCACAAGGAGGUGCUGGAGCGAUCUGUCACUAAUGGCGGUCAUGCCGAAGUCCCAGUGGAGGGUGUGGCGCUACAGCUGCCCACCUCUCCUUUAUCCCUGCCCGAGGAGGCUGUAACUCGGACAUCCAGCCCCCAGCUCCUGCGCUCUCCAAGCCCACACACCCUCCUGAGCACCCUGUCGGACCCCCUGCACCAACGGGCCCCCGGCCCGCGCCGUAGCCAAUUUGCCGAGCAGCAGCAGCACCCGCAGCAGCAGGGCAACUCUGGCCACGCGCGAUCCCCAGGUCAGCGGAGGCUACCUGCCAUUCCCCCAGGUGCUGCCAAUGCCAAGCUCCCCUCCGUCAUCCGUAUCACGCGUGCCCAGCUUCAGCAGCUGAGUGCAACCCUCCCUCCCUCGUUGUCCUGCCAGUCUGCUUCAGACAGUGAGCUACAGCGUCCCCUGCAGGAGAAACGGGAAGAUGGCGUUCAGCCCCCGGCCAGUGAUUCUGAUCCUGCCCAUCCCACCGGGUGCCCACCCAGUCAGCCUGGUAGCCCGGAUAGCGCAGUGAAAUGUGAAAUAAGUAAAGGAGAGACGGAGAAAGAAAAGAGAGACCGGAGUCCUGUGUUGAGCCCAGUAUUGUCUCGUAGACAUCCUCAGUCCCCCAGGUCACCCCAGCAGCCUGCCUUUGCCAACGGCCACCUCUCACCAUUCAUGGAUGCCCAGGCAGACAGCAAUGGGCACUUUCCAGACCUGAGGGACCCAGAGGAUGUUGCCGUUUACCCUGAGGGCUUCACUGUACCUAGCCAGUGUUCCCAGGAGGAAGUGGAUGUGGGUUCAGUGAAGACUGCCAAUGGGCCCUUUGCUCCACACAGGGACCCAGCGCGCCGAGUAAGCAGAAUCCCCAUUCUCGAACCCAGCAGCCUUUUGGAUUCCCCACCUGCUGGCUCUGCCAAGGAGAAGCUCUUACAGAAGAAAUCCCAAACAGCUUCCCCAUUGAUCUCAUCUGAGAAGCGGGACCCCUCAGUCACUCUACUUCAGGAUCAGAAGUCCUCCACUUCAGACCGCUCACAGGACGUGGACCUGGGCUCGCACUCAGAUCGGCAGGGUGAAGAUGCACCUUCUAUUACCUUCUCCUGCAGUCUGCUGUCCCGCAGGAGCAAGAUCCCACGUCCGGUGGCACCAACCCCCGUGCCGGGGCAGCCUGCUAUUCAGUUCCUGCCACACCCGCCCCCUGGAAAACCACCAAAUCGCCCUGCAUUAGACAGCAGGCUGCGGCGCUGUCGGAUCCGAGCAAGCAGUGCCAGUGAUGCAGACCUCUUCACAUGCCUUUCCCAGCUGGUUCAGGCUGGUGGCGGUGGUCCUCGGCCACGGAGCUCCGCCCUCAUCAGAGCAUCUUCUCACGGUGGUUCCAGGGCUCUACCUGGCACUCCGCCUUCACCUCAUAGGAGCUCCAGUGCAUCGCCGCGCAGCUCCUCCUCCCUGCAGCGAUCCGUCAGCUCCUCUCCAUCCCGCCACGAACACCGGGGUGGCGGCACGGGGCAAGGCCGCAGCCGUUCCCCACCUAGUCUCUCGUGCUCGCCGCCACUCCGCCGUGCCUACCCCCAGGAGGGCUGCUGUGGCCGGCAAGUGCGCUCCGGCACAUUUCACUCUCCCCGGAGCAAAGGUUGCAGCCGGGACAGCAAGUGCUCAGUUAAGCUUAGCAGAUAGUGCCUGUGCCACUUGGUCGAAGCUGUGGCCAGUGACCAUUAUCCCAUAGCAGGCUGUGCUGGAGCCUCUCUACUUUUUUUGUAAAUAUUUCUGAUCUUUUCAUUUUUGCAUUUCUGCUUCAGACUUACCUGCUGUUUCAUUUCACACUCUCUUACUCUACACUGUUACAUACCACAUUUGUCCAUUCCAGGCCAUAUUCAGCUCCCUCCAAUCCAAUUUAUUUACAGUAAUAUCAGGAGUAAUUGUGUUUAUAGUGUUUACUUUUCAGCAGAAUAUGAAGAAAUGGAGUGCACAGUCCUCCGAGAUACGGUUAGAUUCAGUUCAGCAUUGAAGUCUGGGGAUCCAGCUUGGGCCAGUGUGACCAGCUGAACACACACUCCUCCCUGCAAUACUGAUAUUGUGUACAUUGUAGAAAGACGGGUGUAUCUCUGAUCAUACACCCACAUAAGAGAGCAUGUGUAGAUAUAUGAGAAUAUAAGCCUAAAUAACUUUCAUGUGUUUUUCUAUUUAUUGAUUUACUUAUUUAUUUAUUUAUCAGCUAUAUGUUACAGUAGGUGCCUGAGUGCUCGGUCUACAAAUACAGGAGCGUCCGAUAAACAUUUUAUCCAGUACUGUAGUUCACUAGCACAGAAAUUAGUAGUUCAUCAAUAUUUCCUUUUCUUUAGCAUAUAAAUUUUCUACAUUCACUAACAUAGUUGUACUGUGAAACCUACAAUAGAGGCUAGGAGGAAACCACAGGUGGUCUGUGGUGUGUGUCCCUCCUAGAACAACUGUUGAGAAUCUCUAUACCAUCCCUCCCCCCCAGAAAAAGUUGGGCCA